CGCAACUUCCGACUUAUAUCCAGUCCUGUCCACAUUGCCUCCACACCCGUCAGGCUUUGCGUCAGCGCAGUGAAGGGCGCGCCAUCGCAACUGAGAUGCUGUGAUCGAAUCUAGAUCCCGCUCGGAAAAUAAAUUUCCAGAAGGCGGCUUACCGCCAGUACUGAGUCAUGUCGGCUGCAGGGCGUAGAGGCGCAUCUUCCCCGACAGGAUCGGCGUCUGGCCAGGCGUCGAAGAAAGCGAGAACCAACGGCAGGGCCUGCGUGACGUGUCAUCAGCGGAAAGUGCGUUGCGACAUUCUCGAAAAGGGCACGCCAUGCUCCAAAUGCGAAGCAAACAACAUUUCUGACUGUCGGAUCUUUGAGAAAAAGAAGACUAAGUGUUCAACAAGGGUAUCUCGGAGCCCCAAUAUCUCUAUUCAGCCAAGAACAACAACGGCACCGAGCUCUAGACCCACAACCACGCCAACAGCAUCGAAUGCUGCCAGUCCGUGGGUACCGGUCAACGUCGACUCGCGGCCAGGAUCGGCUCCAGGAAACGAGCUCAAUGCUCAAACCCAUUACGCCACAGAGGUCGCAACACGAAAUUUGGCUGACUUUCUUGACCGAGAAGAGACGGGGUAUCAAGACAUCCUACCAAGCGGCCGGCUCUACUUUAUCGGGACUGAGUUCUCGAACUUGAACUACCUUGUUCGGCAGCGAUCUCAGCGGCCUGACCAGCAUGUACUGCAUUUCGGGAGCCAUCCUCUCGCCCCGAGGAUGUCUUCGGUGCCACCCGAAGCAUUGGAGCUACCCACUAAGGCCCUGGCUGAUGAACUUGUUCAGGCUUACUUUGUGCACAUCAACCGUGGUAUUCCCAUUGUCGAUGAAGAAUUUUUCAUGAAGAAGUAUAACAACACAGAUACCAAUGAGGACUUUGCUAGGCAACGGCCCUUAUCUUUACUUUUGCUCAACGCUAUCCUACUUGUCGGGGCGCACGUCUUGUCGAAUCAGCGUGAUGAGCUCAAGGCGUUGAAGGCGGUCUUCUUCAAGCGAGCGAAAGCUUUGUUCGACUGUCGUUUCGAGCAACAUCGCGAGACGUACCUACAAGCUGCCAUCCUUCUGACCUGGCAAUGCGAUGACCUCGAAGAUGUCAUCUCGAACUCAUGGUAUUGGAUCGGCAUUGCUGCUCGAACGGCAUAUGGAAUGGGCAUGCAUCGAGAUGCUUCGCCUUCGGGUUUGAACGUCAUGGAUAAACGCCUAUGGCGGAGGCUUUGGUGGACUUUGUAUCAAUACGACGUCUUGGUUUCCAUGGCUCACGGUAGACCUCAAGCCAUAAGCCUUGAUGAUUCCGAUGUACCACUCAUCGAACAGUGUCAUCUAGAAGACACACCGGAAGCCGAAGCGUCUUUCAUAGUUCAGCAUACACAACUAUGCAUCAUUUUUGCAAAGGUCAUGAAGAAGCGAGUAGCUCUACGUUGCAAAGAAGGAGAAAAGGCCGAGGCCACAAGGAAAGCCGAUAUUGCGCUCGCUGAGCUGGUCACCAAUCUGCCCGAACGACUCCAGUUAUCUUCAGGGGAUCCAGACAUUUGGCAGUCAAUGUUCCACAUCACAUACAACAGCUUUCUCAUCCUCCUUCAUCGGCCACCUCCUAGGGCGGUGCCGGGCCCCUCCUCGGUAGAAGCAAGCAACGACCUGACCAUAUGUUCCGAUGCAGCAGCUACGAUUGCCUCCAUCUUUGAAUCUUUAAGGAAAAGGGAGAUGUUGGCCGGCUUGUGGCUUCCAAGCCUGCAUAUGCUAUUCACAGCUCUGGUUCAUACGGCAAGCCAGAUGCACUCUAGCAACCCAAUCGUCGCAGCCAAGUCCAAGCGUCAUACUGAAUCCAUGAUCCACACACUUCACGCAAUGAAGUCCCAGUGGUUAUACGCACAAAGUCUGUUGAACCUUUUCGAGCCGAAACGACAAAGAAAUCGAGGUCUGGACCAGCAGUCCACUCAUCUCGGUGAAGUGAGCAACCGAGUGGGCAGUGGUGGAGAGCAGAAUCCUUCCAGGAUCUCUCUUCCAACUGACAUUCUCAGAUUUAACGAUCAUGCCAUUGCUGGAUCGUCAGUAUUAGCAUCUGUGGGCGAUGACCAUCCAGGACAGUCUCUUGUUUCCGGCGCAACUUAUGGUUCACAGAAUACGAGCACGGCACCAAGUCACGGACUAGCUAGAGAUCCGGUGGAGCAGUAUGCAGCGGCUGUAGUCGGGAACAUGUCUCAAGGUGGCCAGCCUUACGGCACUGGCUUCGUAGGAGACGAUAUGGGUCUUACUGAUGCUGAUACCAUGGAUAUGCUGCAGCUUCCGUCGGCUCUGGAGUUCCUGUUGGCAGGCGCCGGAAACAACUUUGACUUCUGAUCCUUGUAAACUAUAGUAUGAUGAUGGUAAAAGAUAUAAGCUGCGAUGUGACCCUACUACUCAUCUUGCUAAAUUAUGGGAAA
Colletotrichum acutatum is the source of this 2455-nucleotide messenger RNA. Its product is annotated as fungal-specific transcription factor domain-containing protein. The record is from RefSeq and is a predicted model, not a curated record. The coding region runs from base 168 to 2372 and encodes 734 amino acids. The transcript is spliced from 3 exons. Gene Ontology annotation, biological process: regulation of DNA-templated transcription; DNA-templated transcription. Gene Ontology annotation, molecular function: DNA-binding transcription factor activity, RNA polymerase II-specific; zinc ion binding; DNA binding. NCBI's taxonomy places the organism in Eukaryota, Fungi, Ascomycota, Sordariomycetes, Glomerellales, Glomerellaceae.